Molecule: messenger RNA, 7381 nt
Organism: Macaca mulatta (Rhesus monkey)
Lineage: Eukaryota; Metazoa; Chordata; Mammalia; Primates; Cercopithecidae
Source: RefSeq, a predicted model, not a curated record
GGCCGGCAGGUUUGCGUGGCCGCUGAGUUGCCGGCGCCGGCUGAGCCAGCGGACGCCGCGUUCUUGGCGGCCGCCGGUUCCCGGGAAGUUACGUGCGGAAGUCGGCUUCCGAGGAGACGCCGGGAGGCCACGGGUGCUGCCGAGGGGCGGGCGACCGGGCGGGGCCGACGUGGCCGGGCUGCGAAAGCUGCGGGAGGCCGAGCGGGUGGCCGCGCUCGGAGGGAGGUGCCGGUCGGGCGCGCCCCGUGGAGAAGACCCGGGCGGGGCGGGCGCUUCCCGGACUUUUGUCCGAGUUGAAUUCCCUCCCCGUGGGCCGGGCCAUUCCGGCCGCCCCCGCCCCUGCCCCGCUCGCUCUCGGGAGAUGUUUAUUUGGGCUGUGGCGUGAGGAGCGGGAGGGCCGGCGCCGCGGAGUUUCGGGUCCGAGGAGCCUCGCGCGGCGCUGGAGAGAGACAAGAUGUCCGCCAGAGCUGCGGCCGCCAAGAGCACAGCAAUGGAGGAAACAGCUAUAUGGGAACAACAUACAGUGACGCUUCACAGGGCUCCUGGAUUUGGAUUUGGCAUUGCAAUAUCUGGUGGACGAGAUAAUCCUCAUUUUCAGAGUGGGGAAACGUCAAUCGUGAUUUCAGAUGUGCUGAAAGGAGGACCAGCUGAAGGACAGCUACAGGAAAAUGACCGAGUGGCAAUGGUUAACGGAGUUUCAAUGGAUAAUGUUGAACAUGCUUUUGCUGUUCAGCAACUAAGGAAAAGUGGGAAAAAUGCAAAAAUUACAAUUAGAAGGAAGAAGAAAGUUCAAAUACCAGUAAGUCGUCCUGAUCCUGAACCAGUAUCUGAUAAUGAAGAAGAUAGUUACGAUGAGGAAAUACAUGAUCCAAGAAGUGGCCGGAGUGGUGUGGUUAACAGAAGGAGUGAGAAGAUUUGGCCGAGGGAUAGAAGUGCAAGUAGAGAGAGGAGCUUGUCUCCGCGGUCAGACAGGCGGUCAGUGGCUUCCAGCCAGCCCGCUAAACCCACCAAAGUCACACUGGUGAAAUCCCGGAAGAAUGAAGAAUAUGGUCUUCGAUUGGCAAGCCAUAUAUUUGUUAAGGAAAUUUCACAAGAUAGUUUGGCAGCAAGAGAUGGCAAUAUUCAAGAAGGUGAUGUUGUAUUGAAGAUAAAUGGUACUGUGACAGAAAAUAUGUCAUUGACAGAUGCAAAGACAUUGAUAGAAAGGUCUAAAGGCAAAUUAAAAAUGGUAGUUCAAAGAGAUGAACGGGCUACGCUGUUGAACGUCCCUGAUCUGUCUGACAGCAUCCACUCUGCUAAUGCCUCUGAGAGAGACGACAUUUCAGAAAUUCAGUCACUGGCCUCAGAUCAUUCUGGUCGAUCACACGAUAGGCCUCCCCGCCGCAGCCGGUCACGAUCUCCUGACCAGCGGUCAGAGCCUUCUGAUCAUUCCAGACACUCUCCACAGCAGCCAAGCAAUGGCAGCUCCGGGUAUUGUAGCAGGACGAGCCGCAGACAGAACUCCUCAGACACCGAGUUAAAUAAGGAGGGGGUUUAUUUGGCCAGGGGCAUCAGCAAGACUCCUGUCUCAAGAGCCGAGCCCCCCAGUCUCCGGAGUAGAGAUGAAGAGAGAAUUUCUAAGCCUGGGGCUGUCUCAACUCCUGUAAAGCAUGCUGAUGAUCACACACCUAAAACAGUGGAAGAAGUUACAGUUGAAAGAAACGAGAAACAAACACCUUCUCUUCCAGAACCAAAGCCUGUGUAUGCCCAGGUUGGGCAGCCAGAUGUGGAUUUACCUGUCAGUCCAUCAGAUGGUGUCCUACCUAAUUCAACUCAUGAAGAUGGGAUUCUUCGACCCAGCAUGAAAUUGGUAAAAUUCAGAAAAGGAGAUAGUGUGGGAUUGCGACUGGCUGGUGGAAAUGAUGUUGGAAUAUUUGUAGCUGGCGUUCUAGAAGAUAGCCCUGCAGCCAAGGAAGGCUUAGAGGAAGGUGAUCAAAUUCUCAGGGUAAACAACGUAGAUUUUACAAAUAUCAUAAGAGAAGAAGCCGUCCUUUUCCUGCUUGACCUCCCUAAAGGAGAAGAAGUGACCAUAUUGGCUCAGAAGAAGAAGGAUGUUUAUCGUCGCAUUGUAGAAUCAGAUGUAGGAGAUUCUUUCUAUAUUAGAACCCAUUUUGAAUAUGAAAAGGAAUCUCCCUAUGGACUUAGUUUUAACAAAGGAGAGGUGUUCCGUGUUGUGGAUACCUUGUACAAUGGAAAACUGGGCUCUUGGCUUGCUAUUCGAAUUGGCAAAAAUCAUAAGGAGGUAGAACGAGGCAUCAUCCCUAAUAAGAACAGAGCUGAGCAGCUGGCCAGUGUACAGUAUACACUUCCAAAAACAGCAGGGGGAGACCGGGCUGACUUCUGGAGAUUCCGAGGUCUUCGCAGCUCCAAGAGAAAUCUUCGAAAAAGCAGAGAGGAUUUGUCUGCUCAGCCUGUUCAAACAAAGUUUCCAGCUUAUGAAAGAGUGGUUCUUCGAGAAGCUGGAUUUCUGAGGCCUGUAACCAUUUUUGGACCAAUAGCUGAUGUUGCCAGAGAAAAGCUGGCUAGAGAAGAACCAGAUAUUUAUCAAAUUGCAAAGAGUGAACCACGAGACGCUGGAACUGACCAACGUAGCUCUGGCAUUAUUCGCCUGCAUACAAUAAAGCAAAUCAUAGAUCAAGACAAACAUGCUUUAUUAGAUGUAACACCAAAUGCAGUUGAUCGUCUUAACUAUGCCCAGUGGUAUCCAAUUGUUGUAUUUCUUAAUCCUGAUUCUAAGCAAGGAGUAAAAACAAUGAGAAUGAGGUUAUGUCCAGAAUCUCGGAAAAGUGCCAGGAAGUUAUAUGAGCGAUCUCAUAAACUUCGUAAAAAUAAUCACCAUCUUUUUACAACUACAAUUAACUUAAAUUCAAUGAAUGAUGGUUGGUAUGGUGCACUGAAAGAAGCAAUUCAACAGCAGCAAAACCAGCUGGUGUGGGUUUCUGAGGGAAAGGCGGAUGGUGCUACAAGUGAUGACCUUGAUUUGCAUGAUGAUCGUCUGUCCUACCUGUCAGCUCCAGGUAGUGAAUACUCAAUGUAUAGCACGGACAGUAGACACACUUCUGACUAUGAAGACACAGACACAGAAGGCGGGGCCUACACUGAUCAAGAACUAGAUGAAACUCUUAAUGAUGAGGUUGGGACUCCACCGGAGUCUGCCAUUACACGGUCCUCUGAGCCUGUAAGAGAGGACUCCUCUGGAAUGCAUCAUGAAAACCAAACAUAUCCUCCUUACUCACCACAAGCGCAGCCACAACCAAUUCAUAGAAUAGACUCCCCUGGAUUUAAGCCAGCCUCUCAACAGAAAGCAGAAGCUUCAUCUCCAGUCCCUUACCUUUCGCCUGAAACAAACCCAGCAUCAUCAACCUCUGCUGUUAAUCAUAAUGUAAAUUUAACUAAUGUCAGACUGGAGGAGCCCACCCCAGCUCCUUCCACCACUUACUCACCACAAGCUGAUUCUUUAAGAACACCAAGUACUGAGGCAGCUCACAUAAUGCUAAGAGAUCAAGAACCAUCAUUGUCGUCGCAUGUAGAUCCAACAAAGGUGUACAGAAAGGAUCCAUAUCCCGAGGAAAUGAUGAGACAAAACCAUGUUUUGAAACAGCCAGCCGUUGGUCACCCAGGGCACAGGCCAGACAAAGAGCCUAAUCUGACCUAUGAACCCCAACUCCCAUACGUAGAGAAACAAGCCAGCAGAGACCUUGAGCAGCCCACGUACAGAUACGAGUCCUCAAGCUAUACGGACCAGUUUUCUCGAAACUAUGAACAUCGUCUGCGAUACGAAGAUCGCGUCCCCAUGUAUGAAGAACAGUGGUCAUAUUAUGAUGACAAACAGCCCUACCCAUCUCGGCCACCUUUUGAUAAUCAGCACUCUCGAGACCUUGACUCCAGACAGCAUCCCGAAGAGUCUUCAGAACGCGGGUACUUUCCACGUUUUGAAGAGCCAGCCCCUCUGUCCUAUGACAGCAGACCACGUUACGAACAGGCACCUAGAGCGUCUGCCCUGCGGCACGAAGAGCAGCCAGCUCCUGGGUAUGACACGCAUGGUAGACACAGGCCGGAAACCCAGCCCUACCCUUCAGCAGGGCCCAAGCCCGCAGAGCCCAAGCAGUAUUUUGAGCAAUAUUCACGCAGUUACGAGCAAGUCCCACCCCAAGGAUUUACCUCUAGAGCAGGUCAUUUUGAGCCUCUCCAUGGUGCUGCAGCUGUCCCUCCGCUGAUACCUUCAUCUCAGCAUAAGCCAGAAGCUCUGCCUUCAAAUACCAAACCGCUGCCUCCACCCCCAACUCAAACCGAAGAAGAGGAAGAUCCAGCAAUGAAGCCACAGUCUGUACUCACCAGAGUUAAGAUGUUUGAAAACAAAAGAUCUGCAUCCUUAGAGACCAAGAAGGAUGUAAAUGACACUGCCACUUUUAAGCCUCCAGAAGUAGCAUCUAAACCUUCAGGUGCUCCCAUCAUUGGUCCCAAACCCACUUCUCAGAAUCAAUUCAGUGAACAUGACAAAACUCUAUACAGGAUCCCAGAACCUCAAAAGCCUCAACUGAAGCCACCUGAAGAUAUCGUUCGGUCAAAUCAUUAUGACCCUGAAGAAGAUGAAGAAUAUUAUCGAAAACAGCUCUCAUACUUUGACCGAAGAAGUUUUGAGAAUAAGCCUCCUGCACACAUUGCUGCCAGCCAUCUCUCCGAGCCUGCAAAGCCAGCUCAUUCUCAGAAUCAAUCAAAUUUUUCUAGUUAUUCUUCAAAAUUUCUUGGCUCUUACACUAGCUAUGACUACUUGAAAAGGAACGUCAAGUGGGGAAAGCCUCCUGAAGCUGAUGGUGUAGAUAGAUCAUUUGGUGAGAAACGCUAUGAACCCCUCCAGGUCACUCCCCCUCCUCCUCCAUUGCCCUCGCAGUACGCCCAGCCAUCUCAACCUGUCACCAGCGCAUCUCUCCACAUACAUUCUAAGGGAGCACAUGGUGAAGGUAAUUCAGUGUCAUUGGAUUUUCAGAAUUCCUUAGUGUCCAAACCAGACCCACCUCCGUCUCAGAAUAAGCCAGCAACUUUCAGACCACCAAACCGAGAAGAUGCUGCUCAGCCAGCUUUCUAUCCCCAGAAAAGUUUUCCAGAUAAAGCCCCAGUUAAUGGAACUGAACAGACUCAGAAAACGGUCACUCCAGCAUACAAUCGAUUCACACCAAAACCAUAUACAAGUUCUGCCCGACCGUUUGAACGCAAGUUUGAAAGUCCUAAAUUCAAUCACAAUCUUCUGCCAAGUGAAACUGCACAUAAACCUGACUUGUCAAAAACUCCCACUUCUCCAAAAACUCUUGUGAAAUCGCACAGUUUGGCACAGCCUUCUGAGUUUGACAGUGGAGUUGAAACUUUCUCUAUCCAUGCAGAGAAGCCUAAAUAUCAAAUAAAUAAUAUCAGCACAGUGCCUAAAGCUAUUCCUGUGAGUCCUUCAGCUGUGGAAGAGGAUGAAGAUGAAGAUGGUCAUACUGUGGUGGCCACAGCGCGAGGCAUAUUUAACAGCAAUGGUGGCGUGCUGAGUUCCAUAGAAACUGGAGUCAGUAUAAUUAUCCCUCAAGGAGCCAUUCCCGAAGGAGUUGAGCAGGAAAUCUAUUUCAAGGUCUGCCGAGACAACAGCAUCCUCCCACCUUUAGAUAAAGAGAAAGGUGAAACACUGCUGAGUCCCUUGGUGAUGUGUGGUCCCCAUGGCCUCAAGUUCCUGAAGCCUGUGGAGCUGCGCUUACCACACUGUGCGUCCAUGACUCCUGACGGUUGGUCUUUUGCUCUAAAAUCAUCCGACUCCUCGUCGGGUGAUCCUAAAACCUGGCAAAACAAGUGUCUUCCUGGAGAUCCAAAUUAUCUCGUUGGAGCAAACUGUGUUUCUGUCCUUAUUGACCACUUUUAACUCUGAAAUAUAGGAACUUGAUUAAAUAAUGUGAAACUGGAUUAAACUUAAUCUAAAUGGAACCACUCUAUCAAGUAUUAUACCUUUUUUAGAAUUGAUACUACAGUUUGUUAGUAUGAAGCAUUUGUUUGAACUGAUAAAGAUUAGUGAGCAUGCCCCUGAACCAUGGUCAGAAAACACGCUACACGCUGUGUGUUUGUGAUUGACGGGACUGUUGGUAUUGGCUAGAGGUUCAAAGAUAUUUUGCUUUGUGAUUUUUGUAGUUUUUUUUUUAUCGUCACUGCUUAACUUCACAUAUUGAUUUCCGUUAAAAUACCAGCCAGUAAAUGGGGGUGCAUUUGAGGUCUGUUCUUUCCAAAGUACACUGUUUCAAACUUUACUAUGGCCCUGGCCUAGCAUACAUACACAUUUUAUUUUAUUAUGCAUGAAGUAAUAUGCACACAUUUUUAAAAUGCACCUGGAAUAUAUAACCAGUGUUGUGGAUUUAACAGAAAUGUACAGCAAGGGGAUUUAUAACUGGGGGAGGGUGAAGUGAAGACAAUGACUUACUGUAUAUGAAAACACAUUUUUCAUAGGGAAGGAUACAGAAGCAUGUGAGACUGGUUCCAUGGCCUCUUCAGAUCUCUAACUUCACCAUAUUACCACAAACAUACUAACCAGCAGGAAUGCCUUACCCUCAUGUUCUUAAUUCUUAGCUCAUUCUCGCUGUAUGUUACUAAGUUUUUAUGGCUUUUGUGCAUUAUCGAGAUACUGUAUCAUGACAAAGACUGAGUAAAUUGUGCAUCUGGUGGUUUCAGAAAUGUGUUAUCACCCAGAAGAAAAUAGUGGUGUGAUUUGGGGAUUUUUUCUUUUCUUUUUUCUUUUCUUUUUUUUUGGACAAGGGGCAGUGGUUGUUUUCUGUUCUUUCUGGCUAUGCAUUUGAAAAUUUUGAUGUUUUAAGGAUGCUUGUAUAUAAUGCGUGCAUACCACUUUUGUUCUUGGUUUGUAAAUUAACUUUUAUAAACUUUACCUUUUUUAUAUAUAAACAAAACCAAGUUUCUAAAGGCUACCUUUGUAUUUCUCUCCUGUACCUCUUGAGCCUUGAACUUUGACCUCUGCAGCAAUAAAGCAGCGUUUCUAUGACACAUGCAAGGUCAUUUUUUUUUUUAAGAAAAAGGAUGCACAGAGUUGUUACAUUUUUAAGUGCUGCAUUUAAAAGAUACAGUUACUCAGAAUUCUCUAGUUUGAUUAAAUUCUUGCAAAGUAUCCCUACUGUAAUUUGUGAUACAAUGCUGUGCCCUAAAGUGUAUUUUUUUACUAAUAGACAAUUUAUUAUGGCACAUCAGCACGAUUUCUGUUUAGAUAAUACACCACUAUGUUCUGUUAAUCAUUAGGUGUGACUGAAUUUCUUUUGCCGUUAUUAAAAAUCUCAAAUUUCUAAAUCUCCAAAAUAAAACUUUUUAAAAUAAA